Messenger RNA from Thyridium curvatum, 945 nucleotides. RefSeq lists its product as uncharacterized. NCBI's taxonomy places the organism in Eukaryota, Fungi, Ascomycota, Sordariomycetes, Thyridiales, Thyridiaceae. The record is from RefSeq and is a predicted model, not a curated record. Bases 1 to 945 code for a protein of 314 amino acids. The transcript has a single exon.
AUGUCUAUCGCACGCGCAUUCACCACGCGGAAGGUCAAGCAGAGCUUGGAGCUCAGGGACGCAGCCGAGGGCAUCCCCGCCCGCAGCAACACAACCAGGGCUGGCGGACUCAAGGCCUCUGUUUCCAUCAGGAAUAAAAUCUCGGGCCCUGUCGAGCUAGUGCACACCACCAACAUGCUCUCCUACAACGCGCCCGACCUGUUCCCCAAGACCACGCCUUCAUCCGCCUCGUCCCGAUCUACUGACGAAGACUCGGACGCUACCAUGCACACUGCUGCAUCGACGCCCCCGACCAGCCCGGACUCGCCCUUCCCGGACAAGCGCUCCAUGUCCCCAGAGCCGAACCACCUGUCCUGCUACUUUACCCCGCCGGCGCAGGCCACCGCCAACGCGCCUGCUAUCCCCCAGCGGUCGCCGUCGCACACCAAGAAGCAUUCCGAGGGCCUCGCCCGCCAGCGCUCCAUCUCGCGCAUGUCAGACCUGUCCGGCCGCUCGCACUCCACCAAGGCCAGCUUCAGCUUCUCGCGGUCUUCCUCGAGCUCGACGACCACCAGCACGACCUCUUCCGUGUCGCAAGCCGCGUCGCCCCUCCACCCGCCCAAGGUACAGAUGGCCCCGCUCGCCUCGCCGCCCUCGGUUGUCUCGAACCCGCCCGUCUCGGCAGCCCAUCACCACAAGAAGGAGUACUCGGACUCGCACCCCUUCGGCCACGAGCUGGCGCAGGUCUCGGAGCUGGCUGAGGAGUACGCCGUCGCGGCGACCUCGUCGCACGCCGCCAACCGCCACCGCCUGCCGACCGUCGACGAGGAGGAGCAGGAGCUGCUGCAGAAGGGCCUGCGCAAGUUCACCGCCAACGACUACCUGAGCGAGAUCCAGCACGCCUUCAACACCUUCUUCGCCGAGGACGAGCCGCAGCAGCAGCCCGUGGCCGCGCUGUGGAUUUGA